GGAAAGCCGAACAGUUUUUUAGUAAUGGCGCAACUUUAAGCUGUCAAAAGUGUUGAGUAACUCACUACAAUAAAAAAUAGCAAAAAUGGCAGACGAUUUAAAUAAUACAUUUGGUUUUGAGUUGUUAAAUAAACUAUACGAUACACAAGUUACAAAAAAGGAAGAUAUUCUUAUUUUAUUUGUGCACUGGUAUUGCAUUAAAAAUGGCUUCAGAUGCAUCGGCUUAGGUGACUCAAAGACACGUGAUCCUGCUGAAAAAGGUUCUGAAUUGUUACCUGAAGGUUGGAAUCAGCAACCAAAUUAUACACUUCGAUAUGUCUUUAAGGAUAAACUCUACAUUUUGCUUGGAACAAAAUCCGAUACAGAUUUUUUGUUGAAUUUAUUGAGGGUAGAAGGAAAUGAAGCAUCGUGCAUUCAAUUUUCGAUUGAAACAACUGUAAAUAGUCUACAUGGAUCUCUGGAAACUUUGAUGCCAACAUAUCAAACAGCAUUAAAUACAAUUGAAAAUGAUCUUAUAGCUCCAAUUUAUAGGAGCAGAAAUGAAAAUUCUACUCAAACUUCUCAGUCAACAAGUCAAGAACGAAAUAUUCUUGAUCAGCCUCUUCGUCAGCCGGUACUUCCUCCUGUUUUUCCAGAAUGGGUACCUGCUGAUAGAGGUCCGAGAAAUGUUGGUGGACAAGAUCUAGAUCCUCUUGGAAUAAGAGGAGGAGGAGGAAUGAUAUUUGAUCCAUUACAUACACGUCCAUCUCUACUUAGAGAACCUGGAGGCUUAGGUGUUCCUGGAAGAUUACCUCCCGGAGCUGUGCCACCUGGAGCAAGAUUCGAUCCGUUUGGACCACCAGAUAUUCUUCGUCCAAGACCACCACGAGGAAAUCCUGACAGCGAUCAUCUUCCUCCUCCUGGCUACGAUGACAUGUUCAUGUAAAGUCAACAAUUAUUUUUUACGCAUUACAAAUAAAAAUUACUAUUUUUACCAAUA
This is a messenger RNA of Leptopilina boulardi, 979 nucleotides long. It is a transcript of the gene PI31, whose product is annotated as proteasome inhibitor PI31 subunit. Bases 86 to 925 code for a protein of 279 amino acids. Lineage: Eukaryota; Metazoa; Arthropoda; Insecta; Hymenoptera; Figitidae. The record is from RefSeq and is a predicted model, not a curated record. Gene Ontology annotation, molecular function: endopeptidase inhibitor activity; proteasome binding. The transcript is spliced from 5 exons. Gene Ontology annotation, biological process: proteasome-mediated ubiquitin-dependent protein catabolic process.